Messenger RNA from Monopterus albus (swamp eel), 2539 nucleotides. Its product is annotated as cell division cycle protein 20 homolog B. The transcript has 12 exons. Gene Ontology annotation, cellular component: anaphase-promoting complex. Gene Ontology annotation, biological process: positive regulation of anaphase-promoting complex-dependent catabolic process; positive regulation of ubiquitin protein ligase activity; anaphase-promoting complex-dependent catabolic process. Bases 162 to 1673 code for a protein of 503 amino acids. NCBI's taxonomy places the organism in Eukaryota, Metazoa, Chordata, Actinopteri, Synbranchiformes, Synbranchidae. The record is from RefSeq and is a predicted model, not a curated record. Gene Ontology annotation, molecular function: ubiquitin ligase activator activity; anaphase-promoting complex binding; protein binding.
CACGGGGGGAAUGUCUGAAGACGAAAUUAAAAACAAAAGCCUCCUAAGAGCCAAGCACCAAUAGCAGCGCAGAGGACGGGGCUUCCCGCUCCGUCGUGCGCCCGGGGACAGUAUUUAGGAGCGGAGCCCGUCCAGGAGAGGAGACCACAGGUGCACCAGGCAUGACCGGGCCAGCCUCCUCCAACACGCUCAGAGGGAAGGAAAGAAACCAGUGGCAAGUUAAACUGCGUCUGAAACGCACAACCGGACAUUCAAAUGAGACAAUGAGAGGUUCUGUAGGACAGAGGAGACACUGCCCCUUCACGGGACAAAACGAUGCUCACCAUGUGUCAUACAAACGCUUCAGGAGGCGGAUUAUCCAGAGAGGCAGCAGGGAGGGUCCUGCAGCAAGUACACCUCUAACCACUGGGGGGAAGUAUGAGCCAGGCUUUGAGUUUGAUACAAUCUGUCAGAGACUGGAGCUGGACUCUCCACCAAGACACCAUGAACCAGCUCAAAGAGUCCUGCGGGGAAACAUCCGAGAGACAGUGUUGGCAAGAAGUGUGUCCCACUGUAGGGCUGUCACACCACCCAAUACACCACACACCAUCGCUGCCAGGGGAAGGGCUGCCGCAGAAAAUGCUCCAGAACAGGGAUGGGUGUGGAGAGCUGCAGUUCAAGAACAAGGCAAUGCACAACAGGCUGGCUUUGCAAGUCUGCAGCCGUUUGCUGUUCUGGAAAAAGCAACUGUGAGUCUGCCAGGAAAGUCGGUGAUGAAGAUGGGGGCACCGUCACUGCUGAACGACUACUACACUAAUCUUCUCGACUGCAGUUGUAAUGGUAUGAUUGCAUUAGCUCUGGGCUCUUCUGUUUACCUUUGGAAUUCAGAAACUCGUGCUUUGGUGGGAUAUUUGAACCCGAGUCUGCAACCAGGACAACCUCAUCAUCAAAUGCAGUCCAUCUCAUCUCUGUGCUGGAGCAGAGAUGGCAGAGUUCUCAGCACUGGGUCCAGGCGAGGGGAGAUACAGUUGUGGGAUGUUGAACGAAAGCAGAAUAUGAUGUGUCUGCCUUCACACCUGUCUGUGGUUAGAGCAUUUUCCUGGAAACAGCAGUUACUCAGCAGUGGCUGUAUGCUCGGACAUAUACAUCACUCCGAUCCUCGGGCUCCCAUGCCUCUGGUAGGUGCAGUCAUCCAGAAAGAGGGGAUCUGCAGCCUCCAGUGGUCACCAGGAGACAACUGGCUGGCCAGCGGCUCCACAGACGGCCUCCUCCAUAUAUGGGACAGUGACUUUGCAGUGCUCACGGGGUCACAUCAGCCAAUCACUACAAUGAAACAGCCCGGCGCCAUUAAGGCAAUGGGAUGGUGUCCAUGGCAGAGAAAGACGAUUGCCACAGGAGGCGGAUGGACAGAUGGAAAGCUGAGAAUCUGGGACGCACAAUCAGGGACUUGUUUGACUUCUACUAACACAAACUCACAGAUCUGUUCUCUACAAUGGGCUGAAAAGAAGAGGUAUCUGGUCACAGGUCACGGCCCUCCUCACCACCAAAUCAGGAUGUGGGAGUUUCCGUCCCUCAGCCUGAAGGACCAGCUCAUAGGCCAUUCACAUCGAGUUCUGCACUUGGCCUUAAACCCUGACAGUACUCAAAUUUUCUCUGCUGGAGCAGACCAGCGCUUUCACAUCUGGGACCUUUAAUUAUCACCAUCACUCAAUGUGGAUAGUGAAUGCUGCAGGCAUCUGGUCAGACCUGUGAGAAACCACAUUCACUUCCUUGGUAAUACCACUGUGUAGAGCCUGCACAUUUCCUUUUUCUCACUUUGAAUUGAUCACCGAGUCAAGCCAUCUUACCACCAAGUCAAAUCAGAAAUCAAAAGUCCAAACCAAUUGUCAAAACAACAAUGCACCACAAUGUGGAUGUUACUUUGUUUAAGACAGAGCACAUUGUUAAGGUCACAAAAUGCGCUCUGUCAUAUCAGGGCCUUAGGAAAUAUAGUAAAAAUAAAAGUUUUGUUUCUAUAGGACUGUACUUACCAGCACUGAGAGACUGCAUAAAAAGACAAUAACACCAUAAAACAACAGCAUAAAGCGACAUAGUAUCUGGUGGUAACAUGACAGAUGUAUGAUACAUAAAAAACAUAUAAAGGUCAAACAGGAAGGCUAGUCAGUAAAAAUGUGUUUUGAGGCAUGUUUUAACAUCUGAGACAGUGCCAGUAGACCAAAUACAAUGUGGACAGUUUUUAAGAUGAGGUGCCAGUACAACAGUGGAUUAUCUCUUGACUUUAGCUUGAAUUUCAGCAGCCAUUUGGGUCAGUAAGCAGUGAAAAAUGUACUCAUGUACAUCAGUGUCUGUCCCAGAUAAGGUUUGUAUAUUAUAAGGAUUUUAAAAGAAACUCCAGUUCCAGUGCAAAGAAGCCAGACUCUGUCAUUUGGCAUUUAGCAAGAGCUCACAUUGAAAUACUUCUCCCAUGAAAUUAUCUUUUUUUUUUUUUACUCUAAGUGUAUUUAUGUAACUUCUGCUUCAGGUAACUUCCUAAUUUGUGUUACCCAGUAAACAUGUUAUA